AUGGAAAUUCUUACAGUCACGGCUACCUUGACAUAUUGGAUACCCUCAUCUCAUGCAUCACGAUCUUCAUGCCCGGCUGGAAGCGACUUCCCUCCAGGCACAAUAUCUCCAUACAUGCUCGUCCCAAUCUCCAAAUCCGAGCCCAAUAAAGCCUUCGGCGGAGUAAGCACAGGCAUUGUUACACCAAACGAUAAAUGCACCAUCGUAGAUCUCAAGGUCCCCGACUACGUCGACGGCGAACCAACCCUUCUAAAAACCUGCACGCUUUCCUUCGCAUUUCCAACGGCUGAGCAAGCUGCUCCACACACAGUUGGAUUCUCUGGACCGGGUCAUUUUACCUUCACCGGAUACCUGACGGGAUUUGGCGCCGACGAUAGCACGACGUAUAACAACCAGCCAAUUCUUGGACCGAGCCCACCGUUUCCUCCGCCGGUCAUUGUGCCGGGAAGUACGUAUACGAUCGCGACUUUGCCCUGCGGUAUCUUGCCAGGGAGUGGUGGACAAACUGUCAGCGGGGCGCUUUGUUCGAGCGAUACGAGUCUGCAGUGGUUUCAGGCUGGACCGGAUGGUGAUGGAAGUUGCCCGCUUGGGUUUUUUGUGGUGGUUAGUUAGAAGUGAGGGCAAUCGACAGUGAGACGUCUCAUUUCCUACAUAAUCGGUAUUAACCCCCCUAUGCACUCUAAUCCCAUUC
Molecule: messenger RNA, 691 nt
Organism: Lindgomyces ingoldianus
Lineage: Eukaryota; Fungi; Ascomycota; Dothideomycetes; Pleosporales; Lindgomycetaceae
Exons: 3
Coding region: 1-612 (203 amino acids)
Source: RefSeq, a predicted model, not a curated record